AUGUUCGCCUCUAUUACGUUCCAGGUUCCAUGUUUCCUCUUUAUCAUCCUUUCGUUGUCCAUCAGCACUUUCACCCACCCUACUCAAGCCCGAAACAACAACACUGACUGCUACUGUUUCCCCGGUGAGGAAUGCUGGCCCACCGCAUCCCAGUGGGAUGCUUUCAACCGCACGGUGGGCGGUCGACUCAUCGCGACGAUCCCAAUUGCCAGUCCCUGCCACGAAAACAACCCUUUCGCCCCCUACGAUAAAUCCGCCUGCCAGGCCGUUCGGGAAACCUGGCUCCUUCCUCAAACACACUAUGAAAGCUCUUCGUCCAUAAUGGCGGGCUUCUACGCUAACCAGAGCUGCGACCCGUUUCUACCCCCAAGCGCUCACUGCAUUACUGGCACAUAUGUUCAAUAUUCGGUGCAGGCGCAGUCCGCGACUGAUAUUCAAAAGACUAUUUCCUUUUUAAGCGCACACCGCAUCCGUCUUGUCGUCCGUAACACCGGACACGACUACCUGGGAAAGUCAACCGGUGCGGGCGCUGUUGCCAUCUGGACGCAUCAUCUCAAGGAAAUCAACUUCUUCGAUUAUCAGUCCCCGGGAUACUCGGGUAAGGCGGUCAAAGUUGGCGCGGGUGUGCAGAUCUUCGAAGCAAAUGCUGCGGCAAGCGAACAAAACUUGGUGGUAGUCGGGGGUAACUGUAGGACUGUCGGGCUGGCUGGGGGCUAUACUCAGGGAGGUGGCCACGGUCAGCUUGUCUCGCAGUUCGGGUUAGCGGCCGAUCAGGUAUUAGAGUGGGAGGUUAUCAGCGGGACAGGCCAAUUGAUUACGGCGUCGCCGCACAAUGAAUAUGCGGAUCUAUACUGGGCGCUUUCAGGGGGUGGAGGUGGCACAUAUGGCGUGGUGGUCUCGAUGGUGAGCAAGGCAUACCCGGAGCUGAGGACGGCGACGGCCAAUCUAUCCUUCACCAGUCUCGGCGCUGCUCAGGGAGACUUUGAUGGUGUCGUGGAUACCUUUUUCAGUCACAGCCUUGGGCCUCUCCUUGAGGCUCGGGGGGCCAGCGUCUGGUUCCUAACCAGUGCGUCUUUCACGAUGGCGCCGACAACGAUCCCCGGCGGAUCGAGAGAGCAGCUGCAGAAGAUAUUGGACCCAGUCCUUAUCGCGCUGAGAAAAACCAACAUCACAUACUCAUAUCAUAUCGAAGAAUUUCCCACCUUCUACUCCAGCUUUGAAUCCAUGAGCCCAGAUGUCAACGUGACUGAAUUCAACCUUGGAGGCAGAUUCAUCCCACAGUCCAUUCUUGACUCGGAGCCGAUCACCCUCACUGAUAAAUUCCGCGUUAUUACGGGAUAUGGAGCAACGGUAUCUGGUAUAUCCGUCAAUGCCUCUCGACCAAGUCACCAUGAUCCAAAGAAUUCUGUGAAUCCUGCUUGGCGCACGGCGGCAAUAAGUCUCGUCGUUGGAACACCUUUCAGCUCCACCAAUCAUUCUCUCAAUAUUGUCAACCAGCAGCUGAUCACCGAUACUUUGAUUCCCGAAUUAGUGGAUCUCGUACCCGGCAGCGGUGCAUACCUGAAUGAGGGAGAUGCUCAUCAGCCUGAAUGGCAGACCACGUUCUAUGGCAGGAACUAUAACCAGUUGCUGAAGGUGAAAAAAAGGUAUGACCCUCUGGAUAUUUUCUAUGCUCUGACAGGGGUUGGAAGUGAGGCCUGGGCGGAGAGUAUAGAUGGUAGACUAUGUCGGAUCCAGGUAUAG
Molecule: messenger RNA, 1743 nt
Organism: Aspergillus steynii IBT 23096
Lineage: Eukaryota; Fungi; Ascomycota; Eurotiomycetes; Eurotiales; Aspergillaceae
Product: FAD-dependent oxidoreductase
Exons: 3
Coding region: 1-1743 (580 amino acids)
Molecular function (GO): FAD binding; oxidoreductase activity
Source: RefSeq, a predicted model, not a curated record